Molecule: messenger RNA, 1205 nt
Organism: Lactuca sativa (garden lettuce)
Lineage: Eukaryota; Viridiplantae; Streptophyta; Magnoliopsida; Asterales; Asteraceae
Product: coatomer subunit beta'-2
Biological process (GO): intra-Golgi vesicle-mediated transport; retrograde vesicle-mediated transport, Golgi to endoplasmic reticulum; intracellular protein transport
Cellular component (GO): COPI vesicle coat
Molecular function (GO): protein binding
Source: RefSeq, a predicted model, not a curated record
UAACAUGAUUUCGCUCGCACCUUACAACAUAUAUUGCCACAAACCUCCAACCAUCAAGUAUAAUUAAAAUGAGUUCUGCAAUCGAGAUCAAGAAAAUUUUCAUUCAAAAAUCUGAAAGAGUUAAAUCGAUUGACUUGCAUCCAACCGAACCAUGGGUCUUGUUAGGUUUGUACUCUGGAAAUGUUUCUAUUUGGAACUCUCACUCUCAAGUAACAGAGAAGACUUUUGAAACCGGCAAAUCGCCAGUACGAACUGCAAAAUUUAUUGCACACAAAGAAUGGAUUGUUGUUGGAUCCGAUGAUGGCUUUCUUCGUGUAUAUAACUAUAACAAUAUGGAAAGUGUCGUGGAGCUAAAGGCACACACAGACUUCAUUAGGUCUAUGGUUGUGCAUCCAUCUCUUCCAUACAUACUUUCUGCAUCUGAUGACAAGCUCAUAAAGCUAUGGGAUUGGGAGAAUGGUUGGGAAUGCACUAAAACAUUUCAAGGGCAUGAACAUUAUGUCAUGCAAGUAGCAUUUAGCCCGAGGGAUGCGAAUGUAUUCGCAAGUGCAUCACUCGAUUGCACCAUUAAGAUGUGGAAUCUUGGAUCAUCAAGUUCACAUUUGUCGAUUGUAGGUCAUUCAAAAGGUUUGAAUUGUGUUGAAUUUUUUGAAACCGAUGAAAAGCUCCACUUUGUCACAGGAUCCGAUGAUUAUACUGUUAAGGUUUGGGACUAUGACACCGAGGUUUGUAUUCAAACUCUUGAAGGACACACAAACAAUAUUACGUCUAUACUACAUGUGAACUUGGACUUUAAUUUAAUCAUUACCGGAUCUGAAGACAAAACUAUACAUGCAUGGAAUGCGACAACUUAUAAGUUAGACCAAGUGUUUACCUCCGAACUUGGCAGAGUUUGGACCAUUGGAUUCAUAAAAGACUCAUCCCAGGUUAUACUUGGUUGCGAUGAAGGAAUACUCGUUGGGCAUGUCAUCCGUGCUUGUUCUUGAGCAAACCGUAGAUCAACUGAUCUAUAGGUGUAUUAUGUAUUACUAUUAUUAAAAUGCACCUUUUACUAAAUAUCGUGUAUCUUAAUAUUGUAUAUGUAUGAUGUAUGAUAUAUCUAAAUAUUAUAUAUGUAUGAUAUAUCUCACUGUUAUAUAUGUAUGAUGUAUGAAAUCAUAUAAUUAAUAAAAUAAAUAAAAUGUGAUGUUAUAUUAUUGGUUGAA